Molecule: messenger RNA, 1487 nt
Organism: Schistocerca piceifrons (Central American locust)
Lineage: Eukaryota; Metazoa; Arthropoda; Insecta; Orthoptera; Acrididae
Exons: 5
Coding region: 29-790 (253 amino acids)
Source: RefSeq, a predicted model, not a curated record
CCGCCGCCAACCGCGAGACCGCGCUAACAUGCCGCCGACACCGAGAACGCCGCUGCCGCUGGUGCUGCUGCGGCUGCCGCUGGUGCUGCUGGCCCUGACGACCCUGACAGCGACGGCCUCGCCCGUGGCCGGGCCGCAGUCCUCGAUGCGCGUCAGCUUCGUGUCGCCCCCGCACUCCUACUCGCACGGCGUCGAUUCGCCCGUCAGCCGAUUCGGCCGUGCACGCUUGGGCCAGCCGGCUGGCGGAGCGCCGCAACGGAGGCCGCCGUCGCCCCCGGCCCGUGCCCCGGCCGACCGCGGCAUGACGCUGGCGCUGGUCGCCGCCCUGGCGCCGGAACCCACGCAGCACCCGGGCUACUUCCUCAGCCGGCCCAGGCAGCGCCUGCCGCGUACCUUCGGUUUCGUCGACGACGGGCGCGAGAUCUCCAACAGCCUGCGAGACCCCGAGGCGAUGUGGCCCAUGGGCGUGUUCCUGCCCCCCGACCACGACCUCGAGAUCGUCCACCUCAGCCUGGACCCCGCCACCGGGCAGCAACUGUUCUCAGAGCCAGACGCGACUCCCGACCCCUUCCUGAGGACGGGGCAGGACGCCGUGCAGGUGGUGAAGUACCUGCUCUCGCUGGGCGAGCUCUUCUUCGACAAGUACCCGCACGCCGAGGUGCUGCUGCGCCACCAGAGGGAGCGCCUCGAGAACGGCCUCGCCGGCAACAAGCUGGGCAGCAUCCGGCCCGACUCGCCCUUCUACCGCUGGCCAAUGACGGCGCAGCAUGCGCCCCGCUUCGCCUUCUGAGUGGCUGGGCUGCCGAGCGUCCGCCCGUGCAGAGACGAUAUCGCUCGACGACUUUCCUGAAUAAGUAUCAAGUGAAUGUUGUGUCCGCGUGUCGAGCCAUGUUUACUCGUGAGCCAGCCGAAUGAUUUAUCACUGGCGGCAAACUGUAUGGCAGUAUGAGUCCAGUAUGUAACCUAUACAAAUGGCAUGUUUGCAGUUUCUUUAAUCGUAUGUACCAAACAUUGUGACACGAUGUACUGGAGCUGGCCUCUGAAGUGAAUAGUUGUAAGUGAAUAUAUCAAUAAAUUAUAUUUGAAUAACAUGGGCAAAAAAUUGUACCUAAUUCUUAUAUUGUUUGACAAAUGAUAAUUUCGAAAUGUCACUAAAAUUCAGUGGAAUAACAUAGAUUACAAACAAAUGAGUGAUAUAAGACUAUGUGAUUCUAGUGAUUGUCAUAUUAACUGUGUAUUACUGGAAGAAGUGUCGCCCUUUUAAACGUUAUAUAAUUUUGCUGAGAAUACGACAUACAUUAAAAAUGACAUAAAAAUUGUGUAAAGUUAUAAUAUUUUGUCUCUGUCGAUGCAGUAUGAAGACUUCAUCAUUUUUGAACUUGAAUACUUUUAAAAAUUAUUAAUUCAAAAUUUAAAUGCUACAUAUGAAAAAUUAUUGUUGCUAUUAAUUGUACAUUAAGAAGUCAACAUGGUGCAUAAUUAAGAAU